AUGAGCGGAGUCGGUCUCGAGGACUUGAUCGAGGACCUCAUUCCUGAAAUCGCCUAUUCGGGCGAAAAUGGCGUGCCGGUCUCGUCGCUGCUGAAAAUUGUUCGGCAGUAUCACGCAAGCAUCGGGGGAGGAGGAAAUGGAAAUGCGCUCCUCGAAGGCGAUGCCCUAGGAGGGCCGCAGGGAGCCGGCCAAAAUGCGGCCAGCGUGGAGAUUAUCCUGUCCGACGCUGAGAUGAGGUCUGCGCGCUGGGCCUGGGACUGGUUGCGAUCCCGCCCGCAGAUCCUGGUCAACGGCAACAAGAAAUGGAAUCGGCUCGACUUGGACGAGGUUCUGGCCCUCCCCGAAGCAGAGACGGCCGAAAAACAAGCGCCAAACGCGCAAACCAAAGCCGAGACGGGCGACACUCCGCAGCCGUCGUCGGCCGUUGUUGCAGCUAGAGGCACGCGGCAAAAAGGCAAAACCCCAAAACCCAAGAAGGCCACCCUCUCUGUGCGGCCACGGAUCCAUCCCGCGGAGGAUCUUGUCUGGCAGACCUUAACUCGCCACGGCGUCGACUAUAAGCGCGUGCCCGUCCUCGAAUGGAAAUGCCUGCUGGGCAUCGCCUCGGCCAGGGCCGAGGGCAUCCUCCAGAGCGACCUCCGGCGCCUAGUCGACCAAGACAAGCGCUCCCUCCCUAAGCGAACCGACUCCCUGGCUAAAAAGGGCUACAUCGUCAAGAGGACCAUCGUCGUCCAGAAAAUGAAGACAAGCAAGCUCUGGCUGAUUGACUUUGCGCCCCCCAUUCUGGAAAAGGACAGCGGCGGCCUCGACCUGUCGCCGGAGACGCUGACCAAGGACUUGGAACCUGUCGCCUGGCACGAGAAAUGGACCGGCAACAACAUUGAUAUCGAGGCGCUGGGAAGGACCUUUGUGGCCAUUGUCAAGGCCUGGGGCAUAAUCAAAUACUGCGACCUGCGGGCCAAGAUGGGAGUCCCAGGCAAAGUCUGGCAGAUGAAGACCUUGGCGAAGAACGUGCAGCGCGUCGUCGACAUGGGCGUGCUGAAGUACACGGCUGCGUCUUUCCCGGGCUCGGGCACGCGAAAGGUCUUCAAGGACUGUCUCAAAUUCAUGCGAGACUUCCGCGACGAGGAAUGGGACAGGUUUCUAGCAACGGGCAAGAAGACGUCACAGUACUCUGACGCGACUCGCCACCGCGAACCGAAGCCCAACGCCCUGGUGCUGUAUGGCAAGUCAGAGCAGGACAAAGAGAAGAAGGGCCAGCGCAAGCAAAGGCAGAGACGGAUUUGCCCAGGCUGGACGCCCGAGCAACCACUUGCCCAAAAUGUCUUCGAGGUUCUUCAAAGCUCUGGGCUCGACGGAGCGUCCAAUCCCCAAGUUAGCGUCGCCACCAUCGGAUAUGGCUUCCGUCGGUAUAUGGCGAGCCACCUCACAAAGGUUGCCGAAACCCAGCAGCCGCCGCAUCUGAAGAAGUUCCAGGUUGUUAGCAAUCUAGUCCGCAAGGGGAAGACCUCUGCAUACAUGUUCUCGGUUCCCCAAGCCGAAACCGCGCCUGACCAUGAUGCCGCCUCCCAGGCUGAAGGGGCAGGGGAUAAGGACAGGCUGGACGAGGCCCCUGUCUCAAAUGAAGAACCGCCAAAGGCGACUGUUGCAGAUGCAUAUGGAUUUGGCAAUAUUCGGCCCAAGGUAUUCCCCAGCUCAAAAAACGCCUCUCUUGCAGACCUUUGCCGUUUGGCUAGGAAGCCUCACCGCUUCGGGAGACGGAAGAAGGCGUUCUCCAGCCAGGUAGAAAAGGCCCCCGAAGUCGAUGCUUCCGAGGUUCCAGCACAAUAUACCAUUCCCGAAGACCUUCCGGGCUCAAAUACGGCAAAGACCACCAAAGAGGACAUCGAGCUCCCAGAGGCCGGCCCUGUUCGACCUCCAAAGCGGUCUUUUGACGAGAUGGACGAGGAAGACCAGGCUGCUGAAGAGGCUGGACCUGCUCAACUCCAGCAGCUUGAUAGCAUUGUCGUCGAUGUCCCGUCUCAUGAAAGCCCUACUGGAGGUCAUGACCCCGCUAAGACUGCCUGUCCAGAGGUUGAACCUGUUGGCCUACAGCAGCCCGGUACCAUUGUCGUCGAUGCUCCGCCUGAUAGGAGCCAAGAUACGGAAAAUACAGAAGAUGCUGACCUUAGAUUGGUUCCCGAAGUCUACUUUGGCGUUCCUGGCUCAUUGAACCCCUUGCCUAGAAAGCGUGGCAAGCCGAGACGGUCACUGGUCGUGAAAAUUAGAUUAGAGGCGCUGAAAAAACGAAACCAGGAGAAAUUACCUGACGAGCCAACAUCAAGCCACGACCAGACACCUACAGUGCCCAACACAGUAGCUGAUAGUAUGGACAUUGAAGAAGAUCCCCCUGCAGAGACCAUCUUGCCGGCCAGCUACAAUGGACUCGUCGGGAGGCUAGAGCUCAGUCAUACAGACCGCGUUGUCAACUUCUUUCGGCGCCGUGGGAGGGCGGCCAAGCAGCCUAUUCCCAUCCACAUCGAUAAGAUAUCCGAGAGUCCCUCCAUACAAGAUGCUACAGAAAGCAAUGGCAAGACCUUGACUUUUGUCAUGAAAGAAGCUGAGGAUGGAAUCUCACCCGAGAACUACGUUUUCGUCUUUGCCGACGGCGAAGAGAUCCAGAGAACGGCGGCUUGGAUUCGAAGGGAAGUCAUCAAGCUAGGGCCUAAUACGGCAACAAGCCAGGCGGCGUCGGCUAAGCCUACUGUUGUACACUCUGUUAAGCCCGACGUUGAACCAUUACCAUCGAGUCCUCAAGGCCAAGAAAAUCCACGAGAGGGGGCCCCGCUAGAGUCGCCAUCUCGUGGUCGGGGUCAUGGUCGUGGACGCCGGGGUCGUGGUGGACGCCGUGGCGGUCGGUUAUCUUCAGUCACAGUCAGGGCUUUCAAGUCUUUCAAGUGCGACACCUGCGGCGGCGCCUGGAAAAAUGAUAUCGGGCUCAAGUAUCAUCAGACCAAGGCUCAGACUCCGUGCAACCCGGACUUCACCCCCGAAUCUGUAGCCGAGCGAGCUUUGAAACGCCGAAGACUGUCGCCUUUUCCGCCUACUUCCACUACGGGCUUGGGCGAUGAAGAUGGGAUGCCAUUGAGCCGCCUGCGGCGCUCGAGGAUGACGAAACGGGGAGAGCGGCCGCGCCGCUCGCACCUCCAAGUCCGACAAGCAAUGCGACCAAAACCAGAUGUAGACUCCGGCGCAUUUCGAGGUAUCGGCGACAAGCUUUGGGAGAGUCUUGGUGCUGGGUCUUACAGCCUAAGCCUCCGAAAGCCAGAUAUCGCGAGACAAUCCUCAGAUAGCCUCGUCUCACAGCCAGCAUCUAGCGUCAACAAAGACCCCCCAGCUUCGCUCGGCAGUGGUGAGGCCAGAUCUUCCGGCCUCAGCCUUGUGCCAGGAUCUUCCAAGCCCAUGGAAGUUGACACGUCCCAGGCGCCCUACAGUGAGCCUUUGGCAACACGUGCUCAACACUCGCUAGAGACAGGCAGCCCUGUCGCGCAGUCUACAUUUGCCAGCGGACGGCCUGCUGUGCAAUUAUCAUCGUCGGGGCCCGACAAGACGGCACUUCCACAUGCCAAUGACAAUUCGGAACCCCCUAAUAACAAUGCUCCUGAAGCUCAGAGGACGCCUCUCCCACCUGUCGUUGAUGAUAUUCAGCCGCUACUAGGAGUCGAAGCAUCGCCAUACCCGGAGAGGGUCCUCCAAACGGGCCAACCCGAAACUGGCAAGCGAGGCAACGCUAAAUCCUCGAAACUGUCCAAAAAGAAGGACAAGCGGCAUGAAAAGGACGAGAAUCCCGCAGCAGUACUACCUGUGGCAGAGGAGCAAGCGACCACCAAGCCAUUCGAGCCCACGACAGAUUACGAGCGCAUGUCAACCGAAAGCAAGCGCCGCAUUGCCCAGGCCUACGACAUCAUCAAUUACCUACUGGACAACAGCUCUGGCGUGUUUCCUGGGGACAAGGCCCUUUUCUACGCCGUGACAAAGGUGUUCCUGAAGGAGUUUAGAAACCAGGUUCCCCCAACCUGGAAGAGCUACUUCAGCGCGGUUAAAGCCUUAGAGGCCCGUAAAGAGGCUACGGUGCACACCCACAUGCUGAGGACGGAAAGGGGUAGGCUUCUUACUUGCUCCUUGCUCAUGAGGACAGGAGUUGACCCAACUAGCUCGAUCCCGACCAUGAUGAAGAGGAAAAUGCGGGACAUGUGGCCGAACGUCUAUAUCCCGGCCGCCUUCUCCCCAACCCAGGAAGAGCUCGCGCUAUUGCAGGACCUGGACAAGAAGCCGGCAAGCGUACAAAAGGAAGAAAAGGAAGACAAGCCGAACGCCAACGGCCAGAAGUUCCGCAGCAGGCGCAAAAUCGACGAGAUCGAGGUUUUCAAUGCCCCUUAUUACACUCAGAACGCGUCCAACAAUAACAACACCAAUAAUGCGAUCCAACCCAUGGAUCCUCUAUGGAUUCGAGAGUCGGAGCAGCCGCAAAAAGAGGGACCAGACAAACGAAAGCAGUCGAUCCUAGAUGAACUUGAAGAGAGUCCUGUGUCAAAGAGGCAGAAGACGGAUGGACUUGAUGCCUUGCCUAUUGAUCCCGAGUUGGAAACGCAGGCAUAUAACCAAAUUUCCGAGGAAUUGCAGAGAGAGAGAUCAAUCCUUUCACCUAGAUCCCGGAAGCAUACAUCUCCUGAUGCACGUCGCAAACUGGAAUAUGCUAGACAAACAUAUGGCAGGGAUGACAUUUUCAGUGGCAAAGAGCCGCCAUCGGUGAUCGACGCCAUCAAGACUUACGGUCUUUUGCCAUCGAGGCCAGGCAAGCGUGGAGGUCCAAAGCCGACAACAGGAAGGUUUGGCAAAUUGCCUGCUCGGUUGGGCAGGCUCAGGAACCCCGGGCUGGACAGCUUGCCGUCCUUUUUUGGCCGCUUUUCUAUUAGCAAAGAACCCGUGUCAGCAGCUCAGCCGCAAAUCCAGUUUCUAGAACCCAACACGCAGCUCGAGGAUGCCGAGAUGUCUGUAGAAGACGAACGAUUCUUUGGCGAGGGCGAUGAGUACGGCAGCAGGCCGGGCUCCAGUUCAUCGAGUGUGGAUUCUACCGAAUUCGCUACAACCCAAGAGCCUGAUGUCGACUCAAAUGUACCAGCGUUUGAUACAAGCCAAAUUUCUAGGCUGCACGGCGACGAGCCUGCAAUAAAGACACCUAUCACUUCGCCCAAUCUUGAAGUGGCACCUCUGCCUGCCUCUACGCCUGUCUCUGAGCAAGAGCCUCAGCGCGAACCCGAGAACGGAGAUGCAAAGUUUGUAUUUGUCCCGCCUAUUGUUAUAAAAGCCUCUCAAGGCGGGUCCUGGUCGAAGCUCGGAACCGGCUACUUUCGUGGUGUUGAGGAAGCAAGCUUCACCAUGGAGGGUUGGAUGCCUGACCGCCACCUUCAGCUUCUCCAGAACCUGCCUACCAGCGCGGAAGAUAUGGCCUCGAGAAGCAAGCAAAGCCACUUCAACCCGAGUUCCUGGGUUGACCAUGAAUGGGGCUCCUAUUAUGCUCUUGUUCACCGCUGUGCAACAUGGGAGCAAUCAGAAACCGGCGCCGCAAUACUUUCUGGGGGCUCUAUUGCUCCGGAUUACAUGUUCAUCAACUUUUCUUCAUCUGAGUCAAAGGCGAGUAUGAAGCCUAUCAUAGGCAAAUGGUCUGACGAGAGGGAGUUUGGCCUGGACACGCUUCCGUACGAUGACCUCGAUGAAGAUGACGAUCUUUGUGGCAUCGGAUACUGCGCUGAGGUGAUUGGCGACGCCAACCCGCGUCCGGCAAAGAAACACCGUAUUCCCGGGCAACGGAAGAUGGGCAGGCCGCAAAAGUUCAAGCUCCAGGCUAUCAAAACGGGUCGCGAGCUCUCGGCUUACCCGAAAUCGGCUGACGAUUUCCUGCGCGACCCAGAAAAGGAGAAGGACGAUAUCGACUGGACGAGCGAGAACACGCGACUUGCCGCAUUUGUUGUCGUCACUACGUUGCUUGGUGGUGUAGACCGAGUCGUUGACUGGGGCUUGAUGAUGAGGUUGUUCCCCGACUUGACGCUCAGCCAGCUUCGUCAUCUUUGGGGUAUUUUGCGGAAGGAUCGCCAGUCGACAAUUGUCAACCUGACAGACAAGUUCCGCAAGGCAUUUCUCAAGGCAUACUCGGACAAUGAGAUUCCGCCGCUCGAUUUCGACAACCCUCUGGCAUACGACUGGAAGCGGCUGAUAAGGUGGACAAUCAACCUUCACGAGGUGGAGCGCACAAGUCUGCCAGCGUCGAGAAAAGCGCUCGAGAGGCAGUUUGACGUUUCCAGCUGCAAGUACACAAACCGCGAGUGGCGUGAAGCCUACUACCACAUGCAGCGUUCCGUCUUUAACAAGUUCCAGGAUGCGACUUCGGAAGCGCUCGCAUACCCGGUGGAUGGCAAUACCAAGCCGGCGCUGGAUACCAACUUGACUGUCGCCAUGUCCUGGACACGCGCCCUGUGCGUGACGCCCGUGGACACAUAUACUACCGAAGGCAUCAUCCACAAGCGCAACACGCUGUACCCUGGGCUGAGCAAGACGGAGAUUACCGAUCUGAUUCUCAAGGGGGUCGACCAGCUCCAGCAUGACGGCAUCAUUUCCAAGUCGACGUCAAAGUGGUCCAACGGACGUCGGUGGCGCUUCAACCACCGCGUGUUGGAGACGCUCGAGAAGAUCUCGCACGUGGAUAAGGUGGGCAAAGCGGUCGCCUUCAAGAACGAGCUGGACAAGGCCUUCCGAGCGGGCGAGACGAAGCGCGUCACGUACGUCACCAACGACGGCAUGAUCAUGGCGCUGCUAAACAUGCAGGCGUGCGGACGCAUCCGCGUCAAGACGACAGGCCAGCCCAACGUGCCGCUAGGCCACGAACCGCUAAACUACGAAACACGCAAGUACACCAAGAAGUACCUGCACUUCCGCAUCGACAUUGUGCCGACGGACACGUACCUCUACAACAAUGACCCCGAGUUCGUCCAGAUGCGCGACCGCAUUAGGAACACGGCACCACCGACGGCUGGGCCCGGGGGCGCGAUCCCGGCGUGGUGCGACGUUUUCGGCAAGGUUGACACCAACCGGUGGCUCAAGUACCUGAGCGCGGCGCUUGUGACGCUGGCGGCGCGCGGCUCUAUGCGUGCCGAAGAGCUGGUCAAGACACUCAAGCCCACCACGAUGCUCUUCGAGGCGGAGCUGAUCCUUGACUGGGGCGAGAAGCUCGGGCUGCUCCAGUCGCAGCUGCACGGCAGCACAGCCCUAGCCUGCAUGGAGUGGUGGUGGAUCGCGCUCGAGGCGCAGAAGGAAGGUCUCGAGCGCCCCAAGCCCAGAAAGGCGCUGCCAACAGGCAGGAGAAAGGCUCUGGAGGACGAGGCAGAGCAAUGA
Molecule: messenger RNA, 7428 nt
Organism: Lasiosphaeria miniovina
Lineage: Eukaryota; Fungi; Ascomycota; Sordariomycetes; Sordariales; Lasiosphaeriaceae
Exons: 2
Coding region: 1-7428 (2475 amino acids)
Biological process (GO): 5S class rRNA transcription by RNA polymerase III; transcription initiation at RNA polymerase III promoter
Cellular component (GO): transcription factor TFIIIC complex
Molecular function (GO): DNA binding
Source: RefSeq, a predicted model, not a curated record